GGUUCCAAGCUAGAGAGAAGUCUAGUUCCAUGGCCCCAUCCAAAAAUCACUUUUAAUAAAAAUAAAAAAAAUAAAACACGGAACACACGCCCUCACUUUUAUCCAGAGGUCGCCUUCUCUCUCUCUCUCACGCACAAGCUCAAAGCUCAGAGAUUCCUCCCCCUCCUCUUCUGCUUUUUCUCGCUUCCUCGCUCUUGAUAACUGAAGAACUGAGCGGAUGGCAAAAGGUUUGAUAUGGGCGACAGCAGAGGAUUUGGCAAGGAACAGAGGACGUGUUAUAUCUCUUUAUCGUCAGAUACUGCGAAGUCUUAACUCGCCAAGUUUGCCUCUUAAUUUAGCAGAAAGACUGGCUAAGAAGGCUGAAGUUCGUGCGAUCUUUAUGCUGGGAUCUGAGGAGACAUCAGUACACAACAUUGAAGACCUUUUUGACACUGCUGAAUAUGCUCUCUCCAUCCUCAAAAAAGGUGAGAUCCCAAAUACGAGGAAUCCACUCUGAGGAGGGCUACCGCCUGACUGGACACUUUGAAAUGCCUUGCUUGACAGUUACAAGGGAUGUACACGAACAAAGAAUUGUCUCAAACUAUGACAGGUUUCUGUUCUAGUUUUCUUCAAUUUUGUCCAGUUGGCUUAUUGAGAUGGGGGAACAGAUGUUUUAGGUUGUCGAUAAAACAAAUGUUUGUUGGGAUUAAGCUCAGUUAAGUUAUUUACUCCUCGAUGGACUGGAAAUUAAGAUUUGGAUUCUUUGGGAUCCUGCUGCACUA
This is a messenger RNA of Populus nigra (black poplar), 761 nucleotides long. RefSeq lists its product as uncharacterized. NCBI's taxonomy places the organism in Eukaryota, Viridiplantae, Streptophyta, Magnoliopsida, Malpighiales, Salicaceae. Bases 218 to 496 code for a protein of 92 amino acids. The record is from RefSeq and is a predicted model, not a curated record. The transcript is spliced from 2 exons.